CAGACUGACACAGCCUUACAGACUACCACAGCCCUACAGACUGACACAGCCCUACAGACUACUACGGCACCAACUACCCAGGCAAACAAACCCAACCAGACAACCUUUAACUCUGUUUCCACUGAAUCAGACACCGGCAAUAACUCUAUCACAACGAGUUUGAUAAUAAUUGGAUCCAUGAUAGCAUUGUUGGUAGCCGUUGCAUUUGGAGUUAUGGUUUAUCGUAAAAUCAGACCACAAGGCCAGGAAGAAAAUAUUGCAAUGUCGAACCCAACUCGGGAGUACGAAGAGAUUCACGAACCGGUAAAUGAGGAAGGUUAUCUCUCACCAAUGCCAAACCCCAACGUAUCAAUUCAAAUACCGAUUGUAGAGGAAGCAUACGCUGAUCCUGAUUAUAUUGUCCCAGAGGAUAUUCAUCCCCCACCUAUACCCGACCCGAUGUACGACAGAGUAGAAUUGCUGCCUCCUGACAACCUGCGUAUAGGCCCUGCUGUCUCCUCAAACCUCGGCAGUUCUCGUCAAAAUCCAAGUGUCGAAGGCGUUUAUAACGAGCCCGAUUAUGCUCCACCAGGAAAUAUUACUGCCCCGCCUAUUCCCAUGCAUGAGGGCAUUGGUGUGCCAACUUCCAGUGCCACACCCAAUUUUCAGUUGACGCCGCUUCCAAAUUCUGAAGUACAGGUUUCACUUAUGAUCCGCCUAAAUCCUGGCAUUUCUUGUCAAGUUAAGAGUUCUGAUGACAGAACAAAUCCAGACACCUCCCCAGAAAAUAUUGCCACCUCCCCAGAAAAUAUUGCUGCACCACCCAUGUAUGAAGGCGAAAGGGUGACACCACCCUGCAACCCACCCCACCCCCAAACGAAUCUGCCUCUUAACCCUACUGUCUCCUCAAACCCUGGCACUCCCUGUGCCAGUGUUGAAGGCGUUCAUGACGGGCCGGAUCAUGCCCCACCGGAAAAUACUACUGUCCCACCCAUAUACGAUGACCCUUUGGCCAUUAACACUCCAGGAAAUAUUACUGUCCCACCCAUAUACGGUGACCCUUUGGCCAUUAACCCCCCAGGAAAUAUUACUGCCCCACCCAUAUACGAUGACAAUUUGGCCAUUAGCCCUUCCGUUUACGAUGAUAUAGCCUAGACCAGUGGUUUCAGACCUUUUUUUGUGUCACGACCCCCCUUGAAUAUUUUCUAACAUACCAUGACCCUUUCCACGAUAUUUGCUCAAGGUAAAAAAAACUGUUGGUCUUACGAAAGAAACAAUAUUAAGAUUAAAUUUGAUUUCUAGGAAUACGAACCUCUUGUGGGUCGUGACCCCCAGGUUGGGAAUCACUGGCAUAGAAUGAGCUCAAACUUAAUGAGGCAGAAAACUUGUCCUGUAGAAUUCAGUAACUUUGAAACCCUGUUUGGAAAAAAAUAUUGAAAAAUAAAUAAAAAAAAAGUGUUGUUCUUAUUUUAUUUCAUGUUAUCACAUUUUAAAUUUUUUUCGACAUUGCUUUAUAUGAGUGAAAUAUUUUUUUCAUUUUAACCUCUGUACUUUACAGAAUAAUUCAACCAAGACCGAACAGUAACUGACCUUGAGCUUUUAGCGGAAUUGCGCUUUUAAUAAUGUUAUCGUUUACGAGUCGCAUUUUCUAUAUUUUCACAAGUUCUAGUAUUAUGAUGCCACAUUAGUGGUGAUUCCAUCGCCUCCUUUCUUGACACAAAAUAAUAAGUGUAUUUAUUUUUCCUUGCAUAAUUACAAUUUUGUUGUCCAGGACAAUGGCGUUUGAACUCAGAGCUAUUCACCCUGUGCCUUGGAUGGCCCAAACAGAAUAGUUUACGAUUUCGAUAAUUUGACAAAUAAAAUUAUUCUCUAUUUCUUCCUAAAAUCAAGUAUUUAAAAUAUCGAGUCCUAGUAAUUUCAAAUUAAUUUGAAUAUUAAAUUCAUUUUGCACCCCCCCCUCUACAUUAUUUGAAAAAAAAAAAUGAGUAAUAAGAUUAGCAGUGACCUUUACCCUAACUAGGAAGUAACAUAUUAUUUAAAAUUGAUUUUUUUUUGCGAGCAUGUGAUCUUACUCUUUGAAUCGGGGUUGUGAACUCAGUGAAAAGUUCAAUUCGAUUCUGAAUAGCUGAAAUAACAUUCUCUCGACCCGGUUGGCUAAAAUUCGGACUCUGAGAAAGCCUUUGCUAAACAAUUUAACUCCGACAAUGCCUCGGCUGAACAAUUUGACACAUACUUGGUUAAAAAUUUCAAUUCUUAACCUUAGACUCUGAAAUUCCCACUCCAGAGAAUUUGAACGCACGGCCGCGUCUCUAAUACCAGUGAAAAACAUCAAACUCUUGACUCCAUAGCUUUGCUUCGAUUCAACUUUUAUUGAGUGCAUCUGUUUUAUUUCACAUAAUCAAAUUUGGAAUUAGGCUUCCCGCUGCUUGUCAGCAGGGAACCUAUUGUAUUCCUGUGUUUUA
Messenger RNA from Styela clava, 2441 nucleotides. Lineage: Eukaryota; Metazoa; Chordata; Ascidiacea; Stolidobranchia; Styelidae. The record is from RefSeq and is a predicted model, not a curated record.